AUGUCCCAGGUCAUAGAAUCCCACGUGCUGCGUGUUGGGCAGACUGUGUGCAUUUCCUCACCCGAGGAAAGCAAGAGCCUGCACCCAGCCGGGUACCCCAGGCUGCCGGGCAAGUACGUCUACUACUCCACAGAAACCUGGACUGACCCCCCCUCCAUGGUGCACCCCAAGGCUCACCUGCUCCCCAGGUAUGGAGCCCAGCCCCUGCCAGAGCAUCUGGCUGCUCACACGCAGGGGAAGGACCAGCAGAAUUCCUCCUUGGAGAGACCCCCUGUGCUGAGCCAGCCAAAGGAGGAGGAGAACGGCAGCACGGACCCUGAGGACCAGCCAGUGUCUCCCUCCCUGGAUAUAACCAUAGAGACUCUCAACAAGAUGAUCCUGGAGAUUGAUCCCACCUUCCAGCCACUGCCAUGCAGGCCAGUGAGGGCUGCAGGCCAGCCUGCUGCUCAGGGGGACACUGUGGCCACCAAGAAGCAGGAGCAAGAGGCAAUAGACAUCAAGUACAUAGAGCUGACACCAGGCAGAGCCACGGGGCCUGACCUGCCACAGGGCUCCCCCAGCCCUUCAGGCACCCCCUUCUCCAGGUCCCCUCAGACCAGCAGCUUCCUGCCCCAAAAAGGGGCUCUGGGAGGCAAAUACAGCUCUGGUGACAGCGUGGUUUUCUCCAGCCCACCCGGACCCCCGAGUCCCCAGCCGGCCGCGCUGAGCUGCAGCAAAGCACCCGAGAGCAGCAGCGCUCCCUGGCAGUGCCUGGCAGGACAAACAGACACAGCCGCCUGCAGCCCCGGGGCCCUCAGCACGUCCCCAGGUGUGGAGAACCUGCUGAAGCCCGUGCAGGUGCUGAGGGCCCAGCAGAGGGGCAGCUGGGUGUCCCAGCUCUCCACCAGCCCUGGCUCGGACACCAGCUACAUCCUGGGCAGCAGCACCCACUCGCUCCACAACGACGACUCCGACGCUUCGGCCGCUGCCUCCCUGUCCCCCUCCAGCUCCCUGGGCAGCCCCUGCUCCCCUUCCUCGGGCAUCGUGGCUCACCCCAGGGAGGCUUUGGGCCAGAGCUCCCCCCAGCCGCGGGCAGGGAGCUCCCCCAGCGCCUCCCCGGCCCAGAAGGGCCAGGCCAGCAGCUGCCCCCCCUCCAUCCUCACCUCUGCUGCCGACAUCCCGGUGCUGCUGGUGAACGGAUGCCUGGAACAAGGGGAUGGACCCCCCCCGAUGGCCAGAGCCCCCCCAAGCUCUGCCAAACAGCCCCCCCUGGCCGGCUGCAGCCCGGCCUUGAGGCUGGGGGGUCUGAACAACGCUCAGUCAGCGCCCACCCUCAGCUGCCUCUCAGACAGUCCCCUGAAGGCUGGGCAGCCCACCAUGAAGUUUGUGAUGGACACCUCCAAAUUCUGGUUCAAGCCAAGCAUCAGCAGGGACCGAGCAAUCCAGCUGCUGAAGGACAAGGAGCCGGGCACAUUCCUGGUGAGGGACAGCACCUCCUUCCGGGGCUCCUUCGGGCUGGCCAUGAAGGUUCCUGGAUCCCCCUCGGGCAGCCAGACAGGUGAGGAGAGCAGUGACCUCGUCAGGCACUUCCUCAUCGAGUCCUCCACCAAAGGGGUUCACCUGAAGGGCGCCAGCGAGGAGCUGUACUUUGGGAGCCUCUCUGCCUUCGUCUACCAGCACUCCAUCACCCCUCUGGCGCUGCCCUGCAAGCUCAGCAUCCCCACCCGAGAUCUCGCUGAUGGAUUGGACAGCCCUGACUGCGCUCCUGAACCUGCCCCGGCCCUGGCCAGGAAAGCUGCAGUGUGCAACGUCCUGUACCUCAACUCGGUGAACGUGGAGACGCUGACAGGAGCCCCAGCCAUCCUGAAGGGCAUCUCCUGCACCUUGGAGCUGGAGACGCUGCCCACCCCAGCCCUGGUGCACUUCAGGGUGACGGAGCAGGGCGUCACGCUGACCGACGUCCAGAGGAAGGUGUUUUUCAGGCGACACUACCCCUUGGCUGCCAUCAGGUUCUGUGGGAUGGACCCUGAGAACAGAAAGUGGCAGAAGUACUGCAAGUCCUCCAGAAUCUUCGGGUUCGUGGCCAAAAGCCAGACAGACUCGGAGAACCUCUGUCACCUGUUUGCAGAGUACGACACCGUGCAGCCCGUGUCCCUUGUCAUCGACCUGCUCCGCCAGCUCCUGCCCAGCCCAUAG
This is a messenger RNA of Melozone crissalis (California towhee), 2175 nucleotides long. RefSeq names its product tensin 4 (gene TNS4). The transcript has 12 exons. Bases 1 to 2175 code for a protein of 724 amino acids. Lineage: Eukaryota; Metazoa; Chordata; Aves; Passeriformes; Passerellidae. Gene Ontology annotation, molecular function: protein binding. The record is from RefSeq and is a predicted model, not a curated record.